Rosa rugosa (rugosa rose) is the source of this 975-nucleotide messenger RNA. RefSeq lists its product as uncharacterized. The transcript has 5 exons. Lineage: Eukaryota; Viridiplantae; Streptophyta; Magnoliopsida; Rosales; Rosaceae. The record is from RefSeq and is a predicted model, not a curated record. Bases 71 to 757 code for a protein of 228 amino acids.
GCAAAAAAGUAGAAGAAACAAAAGGGAAGGUCCAUGUUGGAAACCCAAUUCACCGAUUAAAUAGAGAGCGAUGGAUAAGGAAGGCGAACGAUUUCAAAACCAAAACCCUAACCCUAAUCAGAGCAGAGGUUCAACAAGGGGAAGAUCCUGCAAGGGUUGCCUCUAUUACUCUUCUCUACACAAAUCCAAAUCCAAGUACCCCACCUGCGUUGGCUUCUACAGAACUCUCAAUCAAGGUCUCUCUCUCUCUCUCUCUCAAGCUCAAUGUUUGAUUCAUAGACUAUCUGCAACUUUCAUGGGAUUAAUAUAUGAAAGAUGGAAACUUGUUACUGCUACAACAUUCAUACCCAGCUACAUUGUGGGAGAAACGGAGUUGGAAGCUUCAAAAGCCGAUCGCAGCCUUACGGAUUUUAAGUACGGGUGUGUAGGUUACUCGGUGUUCUUAGACAGGAAAGAUUCAAGUGAUCCACAUAAAAAACAGGCGGAAUUGCCAUUUUGUGUUGGUCUUGAGAUAUUAUAUGACAAAAGACCCGCAGACCAGGCUCAUGCUCCUACUCCUGCUCGUAAAAGUGGAGACAAUGUUCGACCUCUACCUCAACCUCGAAGCUAUAAACCACAUUCAACCGGAGAUGAGUACCUGACCAGGUUUAAGAGGAACGCUGGCCUAGUAGCAUCAGGUGUUGCUAGGAAUUUAAACAGAGUAGGCAACCAUAUAAAACAGAGCGUGGAUAACAUCUUAUUCGGAAGGUCCAAGUAACAUUUCUGAUAUCAAUGAUACAGGCACAGCACGCAAAAAACCCAGUACCUAAAUUGGCAGUAUCCCAGUUCUGUAAUUAUAUUGAUGUGUAUCUCUCUGCUGUAUCAAUAACAUUAUCAUCAAGCAAAGGUUUUUUCUUUUUGUCAACCUCUUGUAACAGUAUACACUUACUAAAAUAAAUGUUAAUAAAGUCGAAGUCGUCAUUGGAGUUGUGGACA